AUGGCAAUUUCUUCAGGAGCAGCAGCAGCAGCAGCAGCAGCCACCUCAAAGCUCGCAUACCCUCAUGUCUACCCCUCUCCUUCACCCUCCUCCAAUUCUCUCUUCCUCAAAACCCACACACCCUCCACCACCCACCUUUCUUCCUCUUCCAUUCACCCCUCCACCGUCCUCCACCUUGCUCCCACCCCCACCGCCCUUCGCCGACGCUCCUUCACCGUCCGCGCCGCCCGUGGCAAGUUUGAACGCAAGAAGCCCCACGUCAACAUCGGCACCAUCGGUCACGUCGACCACGGCAAGACCACCCUCACCGCCGCCCUCACCAUGGCCCUCGCCUCCCUCGGCAAUAGCGCCCCCAAGAAAUACGACGAAAUUGACGCUGCCCCUGAGGAGCGCGCCCGUGGCAUCACCAUCAACACCGCCACCGUCGAGUACGAGACCGAGAACCGUCACUACGCCCAUGUCGACUGCCCCGGCCACGCCGACUACGUUAAGAACAUGAUCACCGGUGCCGCCCAGAUGGACGGCGCCAUCCUCGUUGUAUCCGGCGCCGACGGUCCAAUGCCGCAGACCAAAGAACACAUUCUUUUGGCCAAACAAGUCGGUGUUCCCAACAUUGUGGUUUUCCUCAACAAACAGGACCAGGUUGAUGACGAGGAGCUUCUGCAGUUGGUAGAAUUGGAGGUUCGCGAGCUUCUUUCUUCGUACGAGUUCCCUGGUGAUGAUGUUCCUAUUGUUUCUGGUUCUGCACUGUUGGCUUUGGAAGCUUUGAUGGCCAACCCUUCCAUCAAGCGCGGCGAAAACCAAUGGGUUGAUAAGAUUUACGAGCUCAUGGAAGCUGUGGAUAACUACAUUCCCAUCCCUCAGCGCCAAACUGAUCUUCCCUUUUUGUUGGCCAUUGAGGAUGUGUUUACCAUCACUGGACGUGGAACCGUGGCCACUGGCCGUGUUGAGAGGGGUACCAUUAAGGUUGGAGAGACGGUUGAUAUUGUUGGCGUGAGGGAAACUAGGAACACAACUGUGACUGGGGUAGAAAUGUUUCAGAAGAUUCUGGACGAGGCUUUGGCUGGGGACAAUGUGGGGUUGUUGCUUAGGGGUAUUCAGAAGACUGAUAUUCAGAGAGGGAUGGUUUUGUCUAAGCCUGGAACCAUUACCCCUCAUACCAAGUUUUCUGCAAUUGUGUAUGUAUUGAAGAAGGAAGAGGGGGGCAGGCACUCUCCCUUCUUUGCCGGUUACAGGCCUCAGUUCUACAUGAGGACCACAGAUGUUACUGGCAAAGUCACUGCCAUUAUGAAUGACAAGGAUGAGGAGUCCAAGAUGGUGAUGCCCGGUGACCGUGUUAAGAUGGUGGUUGAACUUAUUGUCCCCGUCGCUUGUGAACAAGGAAUGAGGUUUGCUAUUAGAGAAGGAGGCAAAACUGUUGGAGCUGGUGUUAUCCAAUCUAUCAUUGAGUAG
This is a messenger RNA of Sphenostylis stenocarpa, 1452 nucleotides long. The record is from the annotation of a GenBank genome assembly. NCBI's taxonomy places the organism in Eukaryota, Viridiplantae, Streptophyta, Magnoliopsida, Fabales, Fabaceae.